CUUUUCAGGUCGGACAAUGUGAUGUGUGUGGUGGUAUUACUAAUGAAAAUCUCGUUGCAACUUGCAUUAAAUGCAAUAUAAGUACUGAACACCCUUAUUGCAUGCGGAUUAUUCCAAUGGAAUUUCCAGAUGAUUGGGUUUGUGAAUCAUGUGAAGUGAUUUCUCCAAAACCUGAUGAGGAAGAAGACAUAAUGGCAUCCUCUGCUGAUUUAGUUCACCAUGAUGCCAUGCAUCCAGCCGGUCCCAGCAGAGUUCUUGAUGAUUCAGGGUGGCAAGCUCAUUCCAGAAGGCAAAAACCUGUUGAGACUGGAAAAGUUAAAUUUAUUCCAAAUGAAGAAGUCAUCAGGCUAUCAUCAGGAGUUAGAUCUCAGCGAAGUACUUUCGGCUCCAAACCUCGUCAGUUAAAUUUCAUGGCACCUAUCCCCAAAAGGACUCCUUUUGGGUCUAGAAUUGUGACUCCAAAGUUUCCUAUGUCUGCGAUCAAAGCAAAUCCUAGCAUUAUGCCUUCAAGAACUGUGAACCCUCCUAGAUGUGGCGGGAGUGUCAAAAUGCAAAGCCUAGCAAAGAUUAUUCAGCAAACAUCUCCAAUUUUGAAGGAUUCAAAAGGUGAUAAAUAUUUUAAUCUAAUCUCUUAA
Prunus avium (sweet cherry) is the source of this 635-nucleotide messenger RNA. NCBI's taxonomy places the organism in Eukaryota, Viridiplantae, Streptophyta, Magnoliopsida, Rosales, Rosaceae. The record is from RefSeq and is a predicted model, not a curated record.